AUGGAUAAAGGAAAUGAUUCUAUCAUUACUGAAUUCAUUCUUCAGGGAUUCACAGACAAUCCCAAAAUGCAGCUUGUUUUUUUUUUUAUCUUCCUCUCAAUUUAUUUCAUUGCGGUGGUAGGGAAUAUUGGGAUGAUUCUACUGAUAUGCACUAACACCCAACUUCACAAACCCAUGUAUUACUUCCUGGGCAACCUCUCCUUUGUUGAUCUCUGCUGUUCCUCAACCAUUGCUCCUAGAAUGCGGAUUGAUUUAUUAAGUGAAAGUAGGAUUUCCUACAAUGCCUGUGCUACACAGCUCUUUUUCUGUGUUCUUGUAGACAUAGAGUGUUUGUUGGCUGUGAUGGCCUAUGAUAGGUAUGUGGCCAUCUGCAAUCCACUUCUCUAUUCAGCAACAAUGACCAAAACACUCUGCCAACAAUUGAUUGCUUUUGCAUAUUGCAUAGGCUUAAUGGAUACAAUAGUAUACACUUCCUCUACAUUCCUACUCACAUUCUGCAGGUCAAAUCUUAUUAAUCACUUCUUUUGUGAUAUGCCUCCACUAUUUGUACUCUCCUGUUCUGACACCUCUGUUAAUGAGCUUGUGCUGCUUAUCAUUGAUGGCUUCAUCGAAGCAUGCAGCAUUUGUAUGAGUCUUAUAUCCUAUGUUUAUAUUGUGGUUACAAUCCUAAGAAUGCACUCCUCCGAGGGCAGGCGCAAGGCAUUUUCCACCUGUGCUUCUCACUUGGCAGCUGUUGGGAUAUUCCACGGGACCAUAGUCUUCAUGUACAUCCGGCCCACCUCCAGCUAUUCCAUGGACCAAGACAAAUGGGCCUCUAUGUUCUACACGGUCGUGAUCCCCAUGCUCAACCCUUUGAUCUACAGCCUGAGGAACAAGGAGGUGAAAGAUGCUCUGAUAAAAUCAGUGGGCAAUGUAUGGACUUUUAAAGACAGAAAACCAAAAUAA
Thamnophis elegans (Western terrestrial garter snake) is the source of this 945-nucleotide messenger RNA. RefSeq names its product olfactory receptor 5AR1-like. Gene Ontology annotation, cellular component: membrane. Lineage: Eukaryota; Metazoa; Chordata; Lepidosauria; Squamata; Natricidae. Gene Ontology annotation, biological process: G protein-coupled receptor signaling pathway; sensory perception of smell. The record is from RefSeq and is a predicted model, not a curated record. Gene Ontology annotation, molecular function: odorant binding; olfactory receptor activity; G protein-coupled receptor activity.